AUGGCACCUCUACCUUGCUCACCAGUCUCCAAUUCCACGGCUUCGGAGACAUCGUCGGAACAGGAACAGUCUAGUCUGCGGGACUUCGACUCGGCGAACGACAUCACCCCGCGACCAAGUCGAUUCCAUCCCGCAAAGGACACCCCGGUUCCACUGUCAUGUCCAGCUGUUCCAUCUGACUCGUUCUUUCCCGCUGAACAGCCAGUAAGGGAUACAGACGUAACAGGACGUCGGCGGAAUCCAUCCACCUACGGCAUCCUUCCGGGCGCUGGCGGGAAGAGGGAGCAGAAACAGCAGCAGCGGCGGUCGGUGAGCUUCCUCACCCACGCGCAGACGGAAACACCGACGACUGCUUCUUCGGAGGACAGCAGCAGCGACAAUACCAACAGCGACGAGGCGCGCGCAUUAGUCAUGGACGUAAAUAAGGCGAUUUCGCGCAAUUCGUCCAGUGGCAGCCCGCGCCGUGGUCUCGCCAACGGGCGUGGUCGGGGAGCGGAUCACGAAGCCGGAGAGAGCAGCGCAGAUGAGCAAACCGCGAUUGUGCGACGCCGAAGCACCUCGCACCAGGCAAACUACGGCGCCGUGCCCGUUGACGAGGCGGAUACUCAUCAGCGCGACCAGGAAGUGCCGCAAGAACGCCCUUCCCGGCCGCGAAAAGUCAAGUCCAGUCUCAGGACCAGCAAUAAUCGCAAUGGCAGGCGUCCAGGCCGAAAUCAGCAUGACUCUCCUCCCGCCACUGAACGCAACGGUCAUGACAGUAAUGGCUGGUUCAAAGGUUUGAUUGAGAAGUAUGGGACUGUCGAAUUGGAAAAUAAGGGAUCCGUCGCCAGAGACCAUCUCGCGCUUGAGAGAACCUUUCUUGCCUGGCUCCGAACCUCGCUAUCGUUCGCCUCUAUUGGUAUUGCUGUAACGCAACUCUUCCGCCUCAACACAUCCAUUGCGUCGCAUCCCGAUUCCGAUCAAAGUACACCCGUUGUUGCAGGGAGUAGACUACGUUCAGUCGGCAAGCCACUCGGUGCUACCUUUCUUGGAAUCUGYACGUUCUUCUUAAUGAAAUUCUGA
Molecule: messenger RNA, 1062 nt
Organism: Ramularia collo-cygni
Lineage: Eukaryota; Fungi; Ascomycota; Dothideomycetes; Mycosphaerellales; Mycosphaerellaceae
Exons: 4
Coding region: 1-1062 (353 amino acids)
Source: RefSeq, a predicted model, not a curated record